Coniophora puteana RWD-64-598 SS2 is the source of this 1035-nucleotide messenger RNA. Its product is annotated as PAP2-domain-containing protein. Gene Ontology annotation, molecular function: phosphatidate phosphatase activity. The record is from RefSeq and is a predicted model, not a curated record. Gene Ontology annotation, biological process: phospholipid metabolic process. Lineage: Eukaryota; Fungi; Basidiomycota; Agaricomycetes; Boletales; Coniophoraceae. The transcript has 7 exons. The coding region runs from base 1 to 1035 and encodes 344 amino acids.
AUGGCUAAAACGAAUGGUGAGGACGCACAAGCUACCACGGCUACUCCGGGAUUCCGCAAGUUUCUCGCGACGUAUGCGCCUGACUGGAUCACAGCCGCUGUCCUCUGGGCGGUGUACGUCGUCGUAUGGACGCAAGUCAACGGCUUCCGGAGACAGUUCUCGCUCGACGACACGACGCUGCACUACCCGUACGCGGAGCACCAGCGCGUGAGCGUACCCGCGCUCUUCGCGAUCUGCACGCUGCUCCCCCUCGCGUGCCAGUUUGUCGUGAACCGUCUCACGGUGCGGUCGUGGGUGGAUGUGCACCACGGUGCGCUUGGACUUCUCCUCGGUCUCUCGCUCACGGGCUCGCUCACCCAGCUCGUCAAGGUGGGUGUUGGCCGGCCGCGCCCUGACCUCCUCUCGCGCUGCCACCCCGCGCCCACCGCACACGACCCCGCCUUCGGACUCUCGACGUGGCACAUCUGCGCGCAGCCCGACGCGUCGCUGCUCGAGGACGGCUUCCGCUCGUUCCCGAGCGGCCACUCGAGCAUGGCGUUCGCGGGGCUCGGGUUCCUGGCGUGUUAUCUCGCGGGCAAGAUGCAUCUGUUUGACGAGCGGGGGCAUGCGAGCAAGGCGUGGACGGCGCUGUUCCCGCUCCUCGGGGCGCUGCUCGUUGCGAUCUCGCGCACGAUGGACUAUAGACACCACUGGGAAGACGUAACAGUCGGCUCCGUCCUCGGCCUCGCGGUCGCGUAUCUCGCGUACAGACAAUACUUCCCGCACCUCGCGGACCGCGCUGCACAUCUCCCGCUCACGGGGCGGCUCGAGCGGGGGGCGGCUGCGGAUGCUGAGCGGGGGUCGGCGUCGGCGCACGGCAACGGGGUUGGGCGUCGUAAUGGAAACGGUGUUGCGAAUGGUGGACACGCGGGGUAUAGAGAUGAGCCUGGGAGCGAGGAUGGGGAGGACGUUGGGGAGGACGUUGGGUUGAUGAGCGGGGCGAGGAAGGGAGCUGCGGGGAGGGGGAAGGGCAAGGGCGUCCGGAGGGGCGCUUGA